Messenger RNA from Archocentrus centrarchus (flier cichlid), 4451 nucleotides. RefSeq names its product leucine rich repeat containing 8 VRAC subunit Ab (gene lrrc8ab). NCBI's taxonomy places the organism in Eukaryota, Metazoa, Chordata, Actinopteri, Cichliformes, Cichlidae. Gene Ontology annotation, cellular component: cytoplasm. The coding region runs from base 251 to 2638 and encodes 795 amino acids. The transcript is spliced from 5 exons. Gene Ontology annotation, molecular function: protein binding. The record is from RefSeq and is a predicted model, not a curated record.
CGCCACCGCUCGACAGCUUUCGAGUUCCUGGAGGAAAAACAAAGCUAGCUAGCGACAGCAAAUACAAUUUGUGAGGAACUAUUGAUAACGUAACCUUAGUUUUGAACGCAGCACGCCACAUGAAAUUCAACUGCAUGCUGAUGAGACGGACAAUGCUCCAUGAAGAGUUUUGGAUACUCAAAAAGUGGUUAGUCCACCAGGGACAUCAUCGGGCACUGGAGCACAGAUAACAACUCCAAACUGAUAAACCAUGAUCCCCAUCACAGAGCUGCGGUACUUUGUGGACACACAGCCAGCUUACCGCAUUCUGAAACCUUGGUGGGAUGUCUUCACUGACUAUAUCUCCAUUGUUAUGCUCAUGAUUUCUGUGUUUGGGGGGACACUGCAGGUGACCCAGGAUAAGAUGAUCUGCUUGCCCUGUAAAUGGGUGGUCAAUGAGACCUGCAAGAAGAACUUCAAUUCAACCCUGACGUCAUCACUGUUCAUGGAGCCCAAAGGGAUCCAGUAUGAUUUGGACCGCCACCAGUACAAUUAUGUUGAUGCUGUGUGUUAUGAAAAUACAUUGCACUGGUUUGCCAAGUAUUUUCCCUACCUAGUAUUACUCCACACCCUUAUUUUCCUAGCUUGCAGCAACUUUUGGUUUAAAUUUCCACGGACUAGCUCCAAACUAGAGCAUUUUGUAUCUAUUUUGCUAAAAUGCUUUGACUCCCCAUGGACAACCAGGGCACUAUCGGAGACAGUGGUUGAAGAAAGUGACCCAAAACCAAUGAAAAUGAACGGCUCAGUGGACCACAAGGAAUCUGUAAUAAGUGAAGAUGUAGAAGCAAGUGUUCCUAUGCUUCAAAAGACAAAGUCACGUUUUGAGCAAGGCAUUGUAGAUAGAACAGAAACAGGAGUUUUGGACAAGAAAGAGGGUGAACAGGCAAAAGCGCUGUUUGAAAAAGUGAAGAAAUUCCGCAUACAUGUGGAAGAAGGAGACAUUGUAUACAGACUGUACAUUCGCCAGACUAUCAUCAAAGUCAUCAAGUUUAUUUUGAUAAUCUGCUACACAGGGUAUUAUGUCCACGAUAUUCAAUUUAGUGUUGACUGUUCGGUAAAAAUAGAGAGCCUGACUGGUUACAGCGUGUAUCGUUGUGCUCACCCACUCGCCACACUUUUUAAAAUCUUAGCCUGUUUCUACAUUAGUUUAGUGGUGGUGUAUGGUUUGAUCUGCAUGUACACACUUUUCUGGAUGCUUCGGCGCUCCCUAAAAAAGUACUCCUUUGAGUCAAUCCGGGAAGAGAGCAGCUACAGUGACAUACCUGAUGUGAAGAAUGACUUUGCAUUCAUGUUGCACAUGAUAGAUCAGUAUGAUCCUCUGUAUUCUAAACGCUUUGCCGUAUUCCUCUCAGAAGUGAGCGAAAAUAAGCUGAGGCAGCUCAACCUCAACAAUGAGUGGACACUGGAUAAGCUUAGGCAGAGGAUAACUAAGAACUCUCAGGAGAAGUUGGAGUUGCACCUUUUCAUGCUUAGUGGCAUUCCAGAUACAGUGUUUGAUCUGAUGGAGUUGGAGGUUCUUAAACUGGAGCUAAUCCCAGAUGUUACCAUUCCCCCAAUCAUUGCCCAGCUGGUUAACCUGCGAGAGAUGUGGCUUUAUCACACCCCGGCCAAAAUCGAAGCUCCAGCGUUGGCUUUUUUGCGUGAAAACCUAAAGUCUCUGCACAUCAAGUUCACUGACAUCAAAGAAAUCCCGUUAUGGAUCUACAGUUUGAAGAAUCUCAGUGAGCUCCAUUUGACAGGUAAUCUCAGUGCAGAAAAUAACCCUUACAUCGUCAUCGAUGGGCUCCGGGAGCUCAAGAGGCUCAAGGUUCUUCGCCUGAAGAGCAAUCUCACUAAGCUACCUCAAGUGGUCACUGAUGUGGGCAUGCACCUCCAGAAGUUGUCCAUCAAUAAUGAAGGAACCAAGUUGAUGGUGCUCAAUAGCCUGAAGAAGAUGGUAAACCUGACAGAACUAGAGCUCAUUCGCUGCGAUCUUGAACGCAUACCACACUCAAUCUUCAGUUUGCACAACUUGCAGGAGAUUGACCUGAAGGAUAACAAUCUGAAGACCAUCGAGGAGAUCAUCAGCUUCCAGCAUCUUCAUCGCUUGGUCUGCCUUAAGCUCUGGUACAACCAGAUUGCCUACAUUCCUAUUCAGAUUGGCACCCUAAUUAACCUGGAGAAGCUGUACCUGAACAGAAACAAGAUUGAGAAGAUCCCCAGCCACUUGUUCUACUGCCGCAAGCUGCGCUUCUUGGAUUUGAGCCAUAACAACCUAACCUAUAUCCCAACAGACAUUGGCUUCCUCCAAAAUCUUCAGCACCUGGCAGUGACAGCCAACAGGAUUGAGAACCUUCCCAAUGAACUCUUCCAGUGCAAGAAGCUUCGCACUUUGAACUUGGGAAACAAUUGCCUGCAGUCACUACCAUCACGGUUUGGAGAGUUGACUGCGUUGAUACAGCUCGAGCUUCGAGGAAACCGCCUGGAGUGUCUGCCAGUGGAGCUGGGAGAGUGCCGACAGCUGAAAAGAACUGGUCUUGUGGUGGAAGAGGAUCUGUUCAACACACUGCCCACAGAGGUCAAGGAACAGCUAUGGAAAGCUGAUAAAGAACAAGCUUAAAAAAGGUUUGCAUCUGCAAGUAAAAACAGCUCAUCUGGCCAAAAGACUGUUGACCUUAUGCCAGGCGUCCGUGGUCUAUUCUUCAUCUACAGUUCACAAGAAUCACUUCUUCUUCUACAAUGUUAGUCAGAAUUUAAUCAAACUUGAGCUACUGCGUCAUUGGCAUUUCCUCUGUUUGUAUGUUUGUUUUAGCACCAGAUUUCCAGAUGCACAUAUUGCAGAAACUGGUCCCUGCUAAGGAACAUAGAUAAGAGUUUGUUUUUUGUUUUUUUUUAAUCAAUCAGACUUACUUUGGACCUACGUGAUAAAAGUGAGUUACUGCCUCCAAGCAAACAAGACCCACCACAUUUAUCUUCUCAAAAUUUUGACUUUAUUCCUCAUGAAUGAAGACAAUUUUUAUUUUCAUCUUUCUUAAUUUUUAAUUAAGAAAGCUAAAUCUGUGGGUAAAGUUUGACUUGCUUUGCCUGAUUGAGAGCGGCUGUUGUGUGUUUGUGUUUUGACACAGUAAGUAAGACGAAGCUAAAAACGUGGACUCUGAGAUCGAUGCAGCACAACACACAACAGGGGUUCUUGUGUUUACCCGAGAAAAACACCAGUCUGUGUUUUAAUAGAGACACUAACAUUUCAGCUAUGUGCAUCUAUGUUAGUGACAUGGUUAGCUAUGCUAUAUUGUGCAAUAUUACAUUUAUUUAAGCUAUAUUGGUUAGUAGCUAUAUAGGUUUCUAAUGUGCUGUAUUGGUUUGGUCACGUUGGUUUUGCUAUGAACAUGGUGAGAAUUUCAAGUGAAGUAGAUCAGAGAUUGUUGAGCUUACAGAAAGCUUUUGCACUGUAGCUCCUCUUCCAGAAGUUGCACAGAUUAAUGCAUACACAUACAAAAACAUGCUUGGGGUGUUUUCCAGUGUGGGAAGGUUUCCCUGGAUGACCACGAGAUUAAACUUAGAUUAGUGUUUAUGUUUUUAUACAGAAGCACUCCCAGAAAGUCGAACUGAUUUUGGUCUGCAGUGGCACCCACAACACAUCAGCAAUAGACUUAUUUAGUAAGACAAUCAGCUCUUGUCAUUAAUGACAUCAGAAAACCUCGUGUCAUAUUUGAAGUGUUGCAGUCAGUAUUGUAAAUAAGUGGUCAGUACAUAAUGCACAGUGAGUGACAUCAUUAAAUAUAUUUGUCUCAGUCACUUUUUCCUCUAUUUUCCUUUUUUAUUAUUUGACUGAAUUUAUUAUUUUCAUUUUGACAGCUAUUAGGAUUAUUAUAAUAGAACUAAAUGUCUCAGGAAACCGGCCAGUACUCACUUAUUUUUUUGAUUGCCUAUUUUUUUAUUAUUAUUAUUAUUGCUGGUAUUUGUAUUAAUUUAAACUGUUGUGAUAACAUUUUUAUAUUGAAUUUCUAUACAUUAUUUUCUGGUUUGGUGUAUUUAAUAUUAACGGCUGAAUUAAAACAAAAUGUGUUUUUAAAGAAAAACCACUUUAUUUGACCUUGAUUGUGUUUCUGUCAAAGAUCUCAUGUCUGAAUUUUGUCUUCAUUGUGAGAAAUGGACACAGUCUGAGUGUGUUUACUGUAUAUAUGUUUAAAUAAUGGGACCUUCUCACCCCUUGGUUUCCAUGUUUGUCUUUUUUUCCUCUUUCUUUUGGGUACAAAAUUAUUUUUCCACUUUUCUCAGUUACAAUCAGAAGUGUUGCUGAUUUUUCUUUUCUUUUUUUUGCCAAAGGAACAUCAUCAAUGCAUCAGUGCUGGCAUGAACCAUGAGUGAGCUUGAAUGUGUCUCUUCCUGUCUCGUACACACUGACUCCAGUGGAAUAAAAACAAAUAAAAAUA